Molecule: messenger RNA, 486 nt
Organism: Photinus pyralis (common eastern firefly)
Lineage: Eukaryota; Metazoa; Arthropoda; Insecta; Coleoptera; Lampyridae
Exons: 3
Coding region: 22-348 (108 amino acids)
Source: RefSeq, a predicted model, not a curated record
AACGUAUUACUGAGCUGAACGAUGAAGCUUCUCCUGGUCCUUUUCUCAGUUAUUGCUGGCCUUUAUACCGCGGCUGGCCAAAAUGAGAGUAAAUUUGUGUGCAAAAAUGGAGUUUCUUAUAUAGAAAAUUUCUGUAAUCAAUGUGGCUGCAAUGACGGCAACCUAGUGUGCACUAAAAUAGGAUGCUCAUGGUCUGAUCGUUUCAAAAAUUGUACGCAGGAACAAGACUUUUACUACAGAUGCGGUUACUGCCAAUGCGUUAAGGACUUAGGAUUCAUCUGCUCCCGAUAUAGGUGCCCAAUAAUUGUGACUGAGACUACGGUCACAAGCCCUACGGAAUCUCCAUAAAAUGUCCAAAAUUCUGCUUAAUAGAAAGGUGUAGUAAUUAUUAUUAUUAUGGUCGGUGUUUCUUGUGAGAACUCAGGUCUAGCCUGGUUAACUAAUCGCACGGAUUAAAAUCAAGUAACGAUUAGUGUCUGUGUCUGU